AUGCGAAAAUUCUUUUAUCUUGAGCGUGGGCGCAAGUUGCACAUGUUGCUGUCGCCAGCCUCCGCCCUCGCGGCCGCGGAGAACGCCGUUUGCUACUUCGACGAUGAUCAUCAGUACGAGACGGCUUCCGAGCACUCAGGAGACGACGAACCUAGGUUACCCUUCAGCGCGAGGCUCGCCGCCGCAACCACCGCCGCAAUCGCCAAUGACAUGAACGGUGGUGACCGUGCAGCGCCCUGCCUGGUGACCGAUCUCGGCCGCAUCGCCGGCGCAAGGUGGAGCGAGAUGGACGCAGAGGCAAAGGCUCCGCGGGAGGCGGAGGCGAGGGAGCACAAGGAGCGCGAGGAGUGCCCGAGGUGGGAGGGCAGGCGCGAGGGCAGCCGCAGGGACGCAAGCGACCGGCAGCGGAUGACCCGUACGGCCGGACGUAUGCCGAGCAGCUGGCGGCGGCCCGGCCUCGAGUCUAGCCUCGGGCUCGGCGGCGGGCGCGUCGGCAGCGGCGGCGGGCCCUUCUGCAGGUGGGGGCAAGUACGCCGGGGAGAGCGAGGCCAAGGAGCAGUGCCAGGCCUUCAACUGCCUCGUCAAGCCGAGGCUCGACGGGCUGCUGCGAGGGGACCUCGCCAACCCGCUGUGCGCGGAGCCGCGCGGCCGCAACAUGGCCCGCGGCCACGCCCCGAUGACCGAUGGGACGCAGGAGGAGCUGCAGGCCCACCACGAGGGGUCGCCUGCACCGCUCUUCGCGCCCCACUACUCGACCGCCUCGCGCGAGGCGAUCGCGAGCGCGGAGAGGUACGUGGGCGCGUUGCGGACGCUUCCGGCCCCCGACCGGGCGGUGCGGAGCAGGGUGUACGCCACGCUGAUGCGGCUCCGCGACCCGGCCGAGUGGGCGCCUCACCAGACCGUGCAGGCCUUCGACGAGCAGAAUCCGUCCCUGCAGCUGCGUGUCUUGCUCGACGAUCUCUGCUACGACCUGAGGGAGACUCGCGGCCUCGCGGGGCGCGCGUGCGUGAUGGGCGGCUCCGAACCUUUUGAGAGCGGGCUGUGA
Molecule: messenger RNA, 1045 nt
Organism: Emiliania huxleyi CCMP1516
Lineage: Eukaryota; Haptophyta; Isochrysidales; Noelaerhabdaceae
Exons: 6
Coding region: 1-1032 (343 amino acids)
Source: RefSeq, a predicted model, not a curated record